AUGGCGCAGCUCGUCCUGGGCUCACGUCCUGCUAGCGCGCCCCGACCGGCAUCGUCGGCGGGAACAAGGCCAAGGUCUCAGCCGAGGUCGCCCCGGAGGACGCAGCCGAGCACGGGCGUCGGGGGGAGGCCGAUGAGGAGAGCCCCCGCGCCGCGACGUUGUCGCCUGCGUCUGCCGCUCAGCUCGAGUGCGGCAGAAUCACCUUCUCUUCCUCGCUCAAGGCAGACGUAUUAUCUGAUGCAGUUUUCUGAGACGAAGGCACUAGGCGAUGCUGUUGGAUUUGGGUCUGCCUUUCUGUUUGCUUCUGUGUUUGGUACCAGGCUGUACAAUACCCGGAAGCUGGUGCCAUCUGGCCUUCUUUCAGCACUCUCUCUAGGUGCCCUGGGAGUCUUCUACGCUGCUUACUUGCAAGACAAGGUGUGA
Aegilops tauschii subsp. strangulata is the source of this 423-nucleotide messenger RNA. Lineage: Eukaryota; Viridiplantae; Streptophyta; Magnoliopsida; Poales; Poaceae. The record is from RefSeq and is a predicted model, not a curated record.